Molecule: messenger RNA, 4775 nt
Organism: Astyanax mexicanus (Mexican tetra)
Lineage: Eukaryota; Metazoa; Chordata; Actinopteri; Characiformes; Acestrorhamphidae
Gene: jade3
Product: jade family PHD finger 3
Exons: 12
Coding region: 301-2718 (805 amino acids)
Biological process (GO): regulation of transcription by RNA polymerase II
Cellular component (GO): histone acetyltransferase complex
Source: RefSeq, a predicted model, not a curated record
GGACCCAGCGGCCUGCACUGUACAAUAGGACUGUUGUGUCGUGGUGGUGGUGGACGGCAGAUUGCAGCUUCGAGAGACUGACAGUGUGGAGCAGAAAUAGACAAAAAAACAACCCGGAUACUUUCAUUAACAGCUCGCCCGAAGACUUAUCUUGGAGAGCGGUGUGCACACGGCGAUUUCAGCCCAGGCGUGGAUCUGUAGAGCCGGUGAGAGGUCUAAGGGAUGAGAGGUGGAUGACGAGAACAGUCCUAAGGAGUAACCUAGCAUGCUCUACGACUUGAAAUUUAUGGAUAUGACAGGAUGAAACGACUCAGGACUUCAAGCAGCAGUGACAGUUCAGACAAUGAAGCAGCUCCCUCCACCUCCUUCUCUUCAAACAAAUAUGGAAGCAAACCUGGAACCCCCGCCUCUGCGCAGAAAAAGCCGGCAGAGGUGUUCAGAAAAGACCUGAUCAGUGCCAUGAAGCUGCCAGACUCUCAUCACAUCUCUCCAGAAGACUACUACCUGCUGGCUGACACAUGGAGACAAGAAUGGGAGAAAGGUGUACAGGUCCUAGCCAGUCCAGAUACCAUUCCCCAGCCCUCUAUAAGGAUAAUAGCUGAGAAACCGAAGGAAAUUCUGUUCUCCAGACAAAGGAAGUACAUCCAGUGCUGGAGUCAGGAUUCCACCGAAACUGGUUAUGUGAACAUUAAAGAGCUGGCUGAGGCCAUGUGCAGAUAUGACCUGGACGACAUGGACCUUUACUGGCUGCAAGAGCUCAACAUAGAGUUGGGUCAGAUGGGGGAGGGGUUCAUGGACGAGCUAACCAUGGAGCGAGCGAUGGAGGCUCUUGAGCGGAAGUGCCAUGAUAACAUGAACCAUGCUAUAGAAACUGAAGAAGGGCUUGGAAUUGAGUACGAUGAGGACGUCAUCUGUGACGUGUGCCGCUCGCCUGAUAGCGAGGAAGGAAAUGAUAUGGUCUUCUGCGACAAGUGCAACAUCUGCGUGCACCAGGCUUGCUAUGGCAUUGUGAAGGUUCCUGAUGGAAACUGGCUGUGCAGAACCUGUGUGCUUGGCAUCGACCCGCAGUGCAUUCUGUGUCCCAAAAAGGGAGGUGCCAUGAAGGCCACACGAGCAGGCACAAAGUGGGCACACGUUAGCUGUGCCCUCUGGAUACCUGAGGUGAGCAUUGCUUGUCCGGAGAGGAUGGAGCCAAUCACCAAAGUGUCUCACAUUCCACCCAGCCGCUGGUCUCUGAUCUGUAGCCUCUGUAAACUGAAGACUGGAGCCUGCAUACAGUGUUCAGUAAAGAACUGCACCAUUCCAUUUCACGUCACCUGCGCCUUCGAACACAGCCUGGAGAUGAAGACCAUCCUGGAUGAGGGAGACGAGGUCAAGUUUAAAUCCUACUGCCUGAAGCACAGCAAGUCCAAAACAGGAGAGUCUGGCUUGAGCCCAGCCAGACACAAACCCACAGAGACAGAAAAGGUGGGUCUGAGGGCGCAGAAGCUCCAGGAACUAGAGGAGGAGUUUUAUAAGUUGGUGCAGCCUGAGGAAGUAGCCCAAGAUCUGGGGCUGCCUCCCCACUUGCUGGACUUUAUCUACCAGUACUGGAAGCUGAAGAGGAAGACCAACUUCAAUAAAGCACUGCUGCCACCCAAAGAGGAUGAGGAGAACCUGCUGUUGCAACCACAGGAGGACAGCAUCCACACACGCAUGCGCAUGUUCAUGCAUCUACGGCAAGACCUGGAGAGGGUAAGAAACUUGUGCUACAUGGUGAGUCGGAGAGAGAAGCUUAAACUGUCUCAGAGUAAAGCCCAGGAGCAGAUCUUCAAUCUUCACGUCAAACUCGUAAACCAAGAACUCUCUGCAGGGCUGCCGGUGUCCUCAGCUGUGGAAAACCUGCUCUUCCGACCACCGCCGAGGAUAACUCUCAAACUCAAAAUGCCCAAAGUGUCACAGGGCAACAACAAACCCAGCGCCAAAUCAGGAAAUGGGCCACUGUGCCCAGACAACAGUAGUAAUGUGUAUGACCUCGGUGGCACGGGGGUCGGGCAGGGAAAACCUCAGCUCCACCACAGCCGUGCUCGGCGGGAGGAGCGCACCAACGGCCUUCUAAUUGCAGCGCGACGGGACAGCAGCAGCACCACCAAUACUUUACCAGUGCCCAUUAAACCAUCAGGCAAGCCUCUGGCAUUACAUGCUGCUCUCCAUGGCCAUUCGUCCAAUGGUAAGGGCAAGCCUGAACAAGAAAGGGACCGUCUUCUGAAGCCUAACGGCGUCAUGGAGAAGCCUGUAGUUCAGAGAGACACUUCCUACCAGAUGCCUUCUGAUCAGUCCACGUGCAAUGAGGUUUCUGGGAAGAGCCAGCCAGGGAGUUUUCAUAAAACCGCCAUAGAACAUUUUGGUAGAUCCUUCAAAGAGGCAACCGUCAACCUGGUACGGACUACAGAAGACUUCUGGACCGCCGAGAAGAGUGCACGCAAACUCAUCAGCAGCAAAGAGCGGACAAACUGUGCUAAACCUGUCGCUGAGCGACCGGUAGGUGGCGCCAGAACGUACCAGGACAGUGACGGGUACUGCCCCGACCUGGAGCUCAGUGACUCUGAGCCUGAGGCCAAGGGCAAGAGACUGCGGGCAGGCAAAGGACCAAGCGGGAGAAGCCCAUCAGCAAUCUACAGCCGUGGUGGCAGUCGAGCGAAAGUGACUUUAGGCUCCAGGACAGCAGUGCAGAGGUGACACACCUGAAAAAUGCAGCCUCAGUCCUUCAGACCCGCUGCUCUGGGUCUGUCACCGCAAUGCUCUGGCGGUCCUAAGAAGUGCCACACUCCAAGAAAUCCUUGUUGAGGAGGAGCCUUUGAUUGCUCUGGCCAUUGAGUCAAGCCAUCACAGAACGAAGGUCCAGUAAUCCUGCAGGGUCAGAGUUCAUACCAAAAAAAGGGACAGUAAAAAACAAAGUCCCUGGCUUAGUAUCCGAGGUCGCUGCCUUUCCCUCUGGUUCAGCAUUGCAGUUCCUCUGCUUCUGCUCAGAGUAACAGGGUUUCAGCUGCAGACUGACUCCACAAUACAGACAGGCCUUCUAGCAGUGUUGCUGUGUAUAUAUACUGGUUACAAAAAAAGAACAUUUGCUUUUAGGUUGUGUGUAUAUAUAGUAGCUCAUUUCAAGGGUUGUGGAAGUCAUGGUUGAAGUAACUUCUACAUGCUGAUAAGUCCUUGAUACGUCCUUGAUCCCUAUGGUUAUGCAAAUAAAUAAAAGCAAAAGAACUUCAGUGUUUUGAGUCUCACAAAUUGGUUGAAGGUAGCAGCUGGUUGCUUGGCUUUUCUUUGCUCUUUCGCGCUUUUUUUUGUGUUUUCAUUCAAUCUUUUGCUUUCACUGUGUUAGCAUAAGCAUGCUUGGCACAUUGUGUCUUUUUAUUCCCUUUUUUAUGUCAUUUUCGGUCCAAAAUGGUAGUUCAUCUGUUUUGUUUUCAGACUUGGCCAACAACACUUUGUAUUAUUCUCUUUCAUGAGAAUCAUUUUCAAGAGAUUUUGUUUUUGGAAUAUAUGCUUGAAAUCUGAGGUACACAGUCCCCACUUUGAAAGUUCAAAAAUAAUAGGAAUGUUCUUUAAUUGUGGAAGCUUCCAGACCUGUUUAGUGUUUUGACCAUCCAGGUCAAGUAUGCAGAAAAAAAGCAUGUGGCCACUAGGGGACAGUGUGGGUUUAGAGUAAUUGGAUCAAGCACUCAUACUGAUGAACCAUGAUUGUCUAAUAAGCAGUAAAUGCCUACUUGACCAAGUAAAUGUUUCAUAUGCAAGUUUAACAGAGGCUUAAAACACCAGAACCACAGUAUACUGUUUUUUUUUUCUACAUUAGGGCAGUGAAAUGAGGGAUGCUUUACCCAAUGCAGGAGUUGUCUGUUUCAAUGUUACUAUUUGACAAUUUCUAAGCUUUGGGAAUAUAAAAUUGCUGCAUUGAGAAAGAUUCCCUUCGUUUCAGCCUUAUUGGGCUUUGAGGUGUUCCCAUCAGCAACUCUACUUCACAAUACAAACAGUACAAACAGUGUUUAGAAUGCAUAGAUGGAGCUUUAUGUUCCACUGACUGACUGAAUGAAUGAGUUUAGGUAAGUUGAAGUCAUGUUUCUGCCUGAAUCAAUAAUAAUAUAAAUUUUAUUUUUUUACACCCUGUGCUCGGCUUGUGGAAUGAAUCUGCACUUGCACCCCUAGUACUUACCUGCAAUAAUCCUCUGCAGCAAGCUGAUGCUUCGACAGUGCCAACAUCUGCACGGUUUAAACGUGCAGAGGUAUUCUUUUUGUUCUCGUCAUUGGUUUCAGUGUUCCUUCGUGUUUGUAUGCGAGUGUUAGGAUCCAUGAUUCAGAUUUGUUAAAAGUUUUUACUUUUUUUCCUGCGUUUGAGUCUGAAUACUGAGGGUAUCAGUGUCUUCAUGUAAUGCCUGUUCACAUCCUCAGGUUUGAGAGAUGCAUUGAGCGCCACAAUAUCACACGUUUAUGUGUGUGCAAUACGUACCUCUACGUAGUUGUAGAGUAAGUGCAGCAAGAUUUGUGCAGUCAACUGGUUUCUUUAUAUGUUCCAUGAACUACUUCCAGGAAGACCUCAAAUGACGUACUGUGUUACUAGCAGCCAAUGGAAAACACUGUAACAACGUGCAUGAACUAUGCGUCAUGUUUUAAAUAGAAGAACUUUCCUUUUUCGUUACCAUUUUUACUUGACACUACAUAAUGAAAAAGGCAAUAUGUUUUUUUUUGUUUUUUUUUGUAAGAUGAAGCCCUUUUCAAUAAACUUCAAAAAUAUAAAUAAA